CAGCAACUCCAACGCCAUGAAACGCAGACGUGGCAUAAGGCUACCGUGGGCCGUUGUUGCACCGCCGCAAAUAAAAUAUCUUAAUUAUAAUUAUACAACAUAUCAAAGUUUUAGCGUUAAUCUAGUCCUCCUGUUGCAACGCAUGCUGUUAUUAUGGCUGAUCAUGGCCGCAGUGGUGCUGGUGAGCGUACAGGCCGACGGUUGUCCGCCCUCUGAGGCCAUACUGCCAUGCCGUUGUUCGCUGCGCGGCAAAGAAAUUCAAAUAUGGUGCUCACAUAGCAAUUUGCCGCAAAUAAUGGACGGCAUUAAGGCGGUUGAACGCAACAUUAAAAGUCCAAUCGAUGAGCUGGUGCUGGAAAAUAACCAACUGCCAGCACUACCCGGUCGCUUCUUUGGCACCUUACAGAUAGUGAGAUUAAUGCUACGCUAUAAUAGCAUUGAACGCGUCUCUAACGGUUGGCUGAAUGAGCUGGAAAACCAUUUGGUGGAAGUGUACAUUGUGGAACCACAAUUGCGUAGUGUACCGGUAGAGAGUUUGAAUGGCAUGAUCAAUAUGAUCGCGAUCACCAUACAAUCCGAUGCACUAAAACAUUUGCCAGACUUUUCGGGCCUACUUAGUCUCACCUAUUUGAGCGUGCAGAGUAAGUCGUUGACCGAAUUGCAGUCGCAUUGGUUUCGUCAUUUACCGAAGCUACAAAAUGUGCAUAUAAAUGGUGGUCCGCAUUUGAUACGUCUUGAAGCUACUACGUUCGAUGGUUUGAUAUCGCUUAAAAAUAUUGAUCUUAGUCGCAACGCAAUCAACUGGAUACAUUUGCGCGCGCUCAGGCGUUUGCCAAACCUCGUUAGCCUAAAGAUGUCCUACAACGAAAUUAGCGAUGUGGGUAUGGUGGGAAGAAUUGUAAAGGAUUUAGAAAAUUUAAAGAAAUUGCGUUUGGAUCAUAAUAUUAUUAAUAUUGUGGAGGACGGUUCAUUCGUAGAUCUGCCGCACCUAUCAGAGUUGCAUUUGAAUGACAAUCGUAUCACCGAGCUAGAAUAUGGUGCCUUCCUCCGCACACCUAUGCUAAAAACAAUAUAUCUGCAUAAUAAUCACAUACGUCGCAUACACCCUGAAUCAUUCCUUCAAGCUUCCGGCAGCGGUGUAGAGACGAUUUACGCGUACAACAACGAAAUCGAGCGUGUCAGCGAGCUUCGUUCCUUGCUCGACGCUCUGCCAUCGCUCAAAUUUCUCGACAUGAGCAACAACUAUCUCACUGACAUACCAUUUGGUGCAUUGCGCGGUCACGGCACACUCGAACAACUUCAUCUGAAUAACAAUUUGCUGCGUACACUGGAACAUGAUGCGCUAAUGGCAAUGCCAGCCUUGCGAGAGCUACGCAUGCGCAAUAACAGUUUAUCCAACGAACUGCCAAUGCCUUUUUGGAACUUACCCGGACUUAAGGGGCUUGAUUUGGCAGCAAACAACUUUCGAACUAUCGAUUCACUUCUAUUAGGUGGCUUGCCAUCGCUGCGACGACUUGAUCUAAGUGAAAAUGGUUUAGUAAAGUUGGAUCCCAAAACCUUCAUACAUAAUCCUAUGCUGGAAACUUUAAAUAUUUCCUAUAAUGAACUCUCUGCCAUACAUCCGGCGACAUUUCGCAAUUUGAAUCGUCUCUUUGAGGUGGAUGCAAGUUAUAAUCUACUGUCAGACAUUAUUCCCGGUCUGCCGAAGAUAGUCGAACGCGUUUCAAUGCGUGGAAAUGCCAUUGCCACACUACCUUUCUCCAUCGGAAAAUCACUAAGUUUGCCUAACUUACGUAUGCUCGAUUUAAGCGUGAAUCGCUUGGAACAGCUACCAAAGUACAGUUUCCAGGGAAUGCCACAGCUGCGCGUGCUCAGUUUGGCUAAUAAUCGACUGCGCACAUUGGACGACACCGCUUUCAUGGGUGCUACACGCUUGGAACUUUUACAUCUGCAAGAUAACGGCUUGUCACACAUCGAUGAGCGUACGUUUCUGCCGCUAGCCGAAUUGCGUAAUCUCAACUUACAAGGCAACAAGCUGGAAAGCGUUACCGACAAUUUAUUUUCAAACAAUUCACGCUUGGAACAACUUGAUUUGUCUAGAAACAUAAUACGCACUAUAGCACCCUCAGCAUUUGAGGCUCAGCGUUCGCUAGAGUAUCUGGAUUUGUCCAGCAAUGCGUUAACUGAUAUGUCGGUUAGCCUAUCCAGUCUCGUUAAUUUGCAUGACAUAGACCUGAGUUAUAACCAGAUUACACGCGUGCAUGCAGAUGUCGUGUCUUUAUGGCGUAAUGUCGUUGAAAUACGACUCGCCAAUAACCUUAUUGUCGAGUUGAAACAUGGCACAUUUCGCAACCUGCCAAAACUGCAGUAUUUGGAUUUGUCCAGCAAUGAAAUUAGCUCGGUAGAGCCGGGUGCGUUAAAACACCUGCCAGAUCUUCAAGAAUUUGUUUUAGCGGACAACAAAUUGGUGGAACUGAAGGAUCACGUCUUCGAAGAUCUACCGAACUUGCUGGCUUCACAUUUCCAAUACAAUACAUUACGUUACAUAUCACCAGAUAGUUUCUUUAACUCGCCCUCCAUGGUCUUCUUAAAUUUGUCUAACAAUAACUUUCAUAACAUGGAAAAUAUUGGACUGCGUGCAAUGCGCAACCUGGAGGUCUUAGAUUUGUCUACAAAUGGUGUGCGUAUGGUCAAUACCAUGCCAUUGAAAUCGUUAAACUGGUUAGUCGAGCUUAAAAUGGACAACAAUCGUAUUUGCAAGAUUCAAGGCGGCCCAUUCGAAACCAUGCCUCGUCUACGGGUGCUUUCAAUGCGUAACAACCAACUGCGCACCAUCAAAGAGCGCACCUUCCGAAAUUUACGCGGCAAUAUUGCCAUACUUGAUGUAGAUGGCAACCCCAUAAAUUGCUCUUGUGAAAUGCAGUGGCUCUCUGUGUGGCUACAGGAGACAAAUUUUCCAUAUCCUGGUCCGAAAUGUCAAGAUGGUCGACUGCUACGUGCCUCACGUAUGGAUCGCAGCCUCUGUGCCGGUUUCGAAGAUAGCAAUCAACGCCGUGGUUCGGGAAGCGAUAACAGUUUCAGCAGCGACAACGCUAACCAUUUGCCGCUCUUAAAUGAACACGGUGAUAUUUUCCAACGCGAUUUGCAAGAGGAAUUCAGCGACGAAUGUGAGGAGUAUGAUAUUUCGCCCGGAGAGCGACCUUUGGCUGGUGAGAGUGAAUACUUUUACGAUCAGUAUGUCGACUAUACUCCAUCGAACGAGACGAACUCAUAUGUUAGUACAGACGCGCCGAUUUCGCACACAAAUAUAGCAAGUAAUUCAGUGCUAAGUACGCAGAAGAAACCGCCAAUUAGUGCAAACAUUGAUCUGAACAACACCAUACUGAAUACCAACUACUUCAAAAGGCAGCCUCAGCCGGCGGGCGCGCAAACCAGUUCGCCCUUUACAUUCUUUGGCUAUCCCAUACCGUCGCUGAGUUUGGGACGCUUCUUCGGCGCUGGUCAGCGUGGGCGUAAAGACCGUGGUGAAAAGACUAGCACUACGUCAACUAUGCAAAGCACAGCGAGCACCACGGAAAGUGGCUUGACCCCAUUAUCAGCCACACAUCGCAUGCAUACGCCACACGGCAAGGUGCGUAUGUAUCAACCGAACAGCGCCGAAUUCGAGAAGUAUCUAAAUCCGCCAGACUCGCAGUAUCCGGACGUGUCGGCCAGAAAUCGGCACACAACUACAAUAGCCGCCAGCACUGAUUCCAGCUCUGACGAGACAACAAGUAGUGAAACACCAAUCAGCGUCUUUAAAACCGCUUUCCGUGAGCCAACGAGUGUAGAACGUGGUGGCUUUCGUCCAAUAAUGCCGGAGCAUGUGGGAGGAUUUAUGCCAGUGCACGAUCCCUCAAAGCGGCGCGGCGUAGUGGAACCCAUACCAACGCCAACAAAAUAUACGACGAAGCAUACGGAACGUGAUUACAUUCCAAUGAUACCGGUACACGAAGACAAUAACCAUGGACCAUCCAACAGGUUCAGCAAUUUAAGACCCACAACUGCACCCUUGCCCACCACGGCCUUAACCACUGCAGAGUCCGCCAGUGAAGAGUUUGAGACGCAAACCUACUACGUAACCGAAAAUCCUACAGAGCUCACCACGCCAGCGCGCCGUAUAGCGCCACCAUACAUGGCAACAACUACACCAACAACCGCAAUAACUAUAACAGACCCAACAACAACACCUACUAGCACACGCUAUUUACCACGCACUAUAGCGACCAUAGCCACAACACCUACACCUUUGCGCACGACAACCAUACCAACGAGCAUAACAACAACAACUUCUAAAACGCGUGCAACGACUGCAACCCAAGCGCCUACAUAUAAUAUGGACAAUAGUGACACUUUUGACACCGGCGAGAUUUACGACGACUUGGAGGCACAAUCUGUCGGCAUGCUUAAGCCGCCACCACUUUUACAAACCACCACAGCGGAGACUAUAUUACUAAUACCACCGCCGGAGGAGCAUGUCGAGCAGAUUAAACGUCACUCUUGGGUAAUGAAAACGACAUCUACAACGCAGGACACUCCAACUAACAGUUACAUCGAUGCAGCCGGAAGCGGCAGUGACAGCCUGGCAAGCGCCGAACCCCCCACCACUCCACUAACUGUUGCUAAUGUUUCUCCGCGACAACCACGCCCAUCUGGUGGACGAUCCAUAAUCACCAAAGUACAAACACCACAAUCGCUAAAUCAGUAUCUACCCACGGCGGAGGAGUACCAUCGCACAACACCACACACGCACGGAGACAACACAUUUCUCGAUCCAAGCGCAUUUGGUGAUCAGCAGGAUCUACUGCAACAGCAAUUAUUAACAGCUGCGCGUAAAGACGAUUAUAAUGGCCCCGAACCGGACGCAGAAUCGGUGGACACUGCGGCGACCGCUUAUCAGCAGGUAGAGCGUGCGGAACGAAAGGACGGCAUGGAUUGGUACUACGAGAGCUUCAAGAAACCGCGGCCGGGUACAGUGGCAGGCAGUAGCUUGCGCAGCAGUGUGGAGUUCAUGGCGAACGCCGGCGCUGACGGCAAUAAAUUGAAAUAUUUUGGUUAUGAGAGGAAUGCAUGUAAUUUAAUGUUCUUAUUAAGUUUUUUAGUAAUAAUUUUUUGAAAACUAUUUAUUUUUCAUUAAGUUUAACGUUUCUCUUGUAUCGGAGAGUGUUUAUAGUUAUGCAAAGAUAUUGCAAUAUUGUAAAGAAGAGUUGUAACUUUAUCUGCGAAUCGAAUACUCAUGCAAAAACUGCUUAUAAUUAAUGUUCAUAUUUUAUUAUUAGCAAUAUUUGGUAGAAAUUGUUUUAAUGUUGCAAUUAUUCAUAAAAUUAUUUAAACAUACAAUAGUAAUAGUAAAUUAAAUAAUAAAAAAAAAAAAACAAUAACAAAUUUAUUGAAUGUAAUACGUACGCAUUAGUGAGCAUCAGUUUUCGCAUAAAAUAUUGUUUUAAGGGGGAGCGGGGUUAAUUUGUGCAAAACAAUGCCCAUUUUUAUGAUUUUUUUUAUGAAACAGUUAUAAUCGAUUUUUAAAAACCAAUGGUACAAUAUGACAUUCAAAGAAUAUUAUGUUAAAUUUUCAUAGAAAAAUAUUAGAAAAUACGACAAUGACGAGCAAUGCUGCUGGAGCGUUUUGAAAAAAAGUUAAAUUGUGGUGCCCAUCAUAACUUGAUGCUGGCUCAUCAUAUAUAAAAAAAAAGUCAAAAUUGUAUCGUUAGAUAAACGCUUUGCCUAGAUAAUGCUGGAGGGUCUUCGAAACUAUAAUUUUUAUUUUUUAUUUAUAUUAAACUGGAAAAUAUUAAACAAUAAAAAAAAGCAUUUCCGGCGUUACCUCGAAAAUUAUGUAAAGAAAUAGUAUUGAAAUUUUCAACAAGAUCGGUGCAGUAGUUUCUAAAUUAUGAGGAGCAUCGACUUUGAAAACAAAAAAAAUCGAUUUAGAAACCCUAUUCAGCCUUUAAAGUAAGAAACGCAAGGUCUAUAAUUAUUGAUUAUACAUUUUUCUACUAUUUUUGGGUAUUUAUUUCAAACGACAUUUCGCCAUUAAUACCAAAUUAAGGCCCCUACCACGGUUUUCAACCCAACUGCAUUUCGGUUAAAGUUUUGGUUUCAACUCAAUCCGUCAAAAAAAUGUUGGUUGCAGUGUUGUCGGACUUCUACUUUUUAUGGUAUUACGGAUUUCAACUCUGUGCCAGUGGUGUUGGCUAGAGUAUCAAAAAAUGUUAACUGUCAACUUAUUAG
Molecule: messenger RNA, 6270 nt
Organism: Bactrocera oleae (olive fruit fly)
Lineage: Eukaryota; Metazoa; Arthropoda; Insecta; Diptera; Tephritidae
Gene: atk
Product: artichoke
Molecular function (GO): protein binding
Source: RefSeq, a predicted model, not a curated record